UGGAGACACCUGCCCCGCUGGGAAGCCCCUUGUCGCGCGUACCCGCGCUCACCUGUACCGGCACGGGACCACGCUGCCCCGGGACGGGCCGCUCCCUUCCUGUGGCUCAGGCCGCUGUCGCUUAGCUGGGAUCCGGGCGGCAGCCGCAGUUGCAGGAGGAGGAGCAGCUGGAGCUCUCCUGCAGCGGGUGCGUGAGGGGUCGGCUGCCCCAGAGAGCCGGAGAGCCAAAGCCCGGCGUGGGCGGCACGGGGCUGCCGGUGCCGCGGACCCCCGCUACCCCAGAGUUCUCAAAAGGAUGUAUCAUUCCAUCCAGUAUGAAGAUCACCAAAGUAUGAAAGCCCAUUCAGUACCUCAACAUCACAUGAAAGUAUUUCUAGACUCAUUAAGUAAUCAAGGACCAGAAGAAGUACAGCAGUUUGUGCAUUCUCCAAUCUCGGUAUACCAACAAGGAAAUCAUUAUAUAUACAUGGGCAGCACCGAUGUAGCAGGGCCUUUGUUAGAGUUAGUGCAUCCAGUUACAUCUCCUCUCCAACAUCCAGCACUAAGCUACUGUGGACCACUGGAGCAGCAGCAUAUUCAAGUGUGCCAUACACCGUCUCAACAAGGCCAUCAAAUAGAAAUGCAGCAAAAUCAUUUGUUCAAACAAGUACAACUGCAGAUAGACGCUCAGCCCUCCCCUGAAGGGCAAUUUAAUACAUCAACCUCUGUAUGUGAAAGAAGACUGUCAUGUAUUUCUCAACCUAUGAAGAAAAGGAAAAUUGACAUGUCAGUAGAAGAGAACUACAGUAAUAGUCAAGGUGCUCUGCAGAAUAUACCUAUUACUGUACUAACAAUGCCUACCAGUACCCAACAGCAGGCUUACAAUUCUCUUCAAGAACUGCUAACAGUAGAUAGCAAUCAACUGUAUGGGCUUGCACCUGCUACAGGAACAAAUGGUCAUCUGCCAGAUGUAGAAUCCUGGGCAGUUUGUCCUACUCAUGCAAUUUGCCCUGAAGCUCAGAAUAUGGUGAAUACCCCUGUUUAUCGGGAUGCCUGUGGUAUUAUUCAGAUCGGUGAAAUGGCUAUGAAUAUGACUAGCAUUAAGUUAGAAGAAAGCAAGGAUAAUAUUCAAUCUGUUUCAGAAGCUAGAAAGAGUAUUCAGGAGAGUCCUGUUCCUAGCACACCCUGUUUCCCAGUGCAGUGUGUAAAUAAGAAUGGAAAUAUGCACCUUCCUCUCACUGUACAGAGUGGAAAGAGGAUGUAUCAAUCCUCUGAAUACUGGGAUGAACAACAGAUGCAGGAUUCUCAAUCACUGCCACACUUGCAGAUACAGACUAAUUUAUAUCUUCCUUGCAAACUCAAACCAGAAGAAGGAGCUAAUUUCUGGAAGAACUGGGCACAAAUGAAAAAUGAGGCUGUAUGGAAAGAUGCUGGAAAAAACCCUCAGGGAUUUGGAAGAAGAAAACCAAUGACUUUUAGGGAAGAUGUCCUUUCAGUGCCAAUAGCAGAACUGAAUUAUGGGCUGUGCCUAAUGACCAAAGAAGCUAGAAAGGAAGAUGGUUCCUCUUAUGACGCAGACAUGUUGUAUUAUUUAUUUCUUUGUAUUCAAAAGUAUAUGUUUGACAAUGACAGAAUUGACAACAUAUUUGCUGAUCUUUAUUAUGUGAAGUUUUUGGAAAGACUUCAUGGAGUGAUGAAGGGAUGGUGUCCAAAAGUGAGCCCCUCUGGGUAUAUUCUGUCUAGCUGUAUCAUGGAGGAAAUGUUAUGGGAUUGCAAACAACUUGGAGCACAUUCUCCUGCUACUCUCCUGUUCACACUGAUGUAUUUCAACACUAAGUAUUUCAUAUUGAAAACUGUGGAGCAGCAUGCACAGCUAGCCUUUUCCAAAAUACUGAAGCAGACCAGGAAAAAUACAGGCAUCGGAAAGGACAAAUGUUCUAUAAUACGAUUCCUGAGGCUUUAUGGACAGAUUCUUGGAGGACGAAAAGAUGAGACUUAUGUGGAACAACCUGAAAACCCAGACAACCCUUUGCAGUGCCCCAUAAAAUUGUAUGAUUUCUAUUGCUUUAAAUGCCCCCAAGGUGUCAAAGGGCCAAGUGAUACCUUCUAUCUGGUCCCUGAACCAGUCGUGGCACCAAACAGUCCUAUCUGGUACUCUGCUCAGCCUGUGAAAGUGGAUGUGAUGGAGCAGAUGUUGACCAGAAUUCUGAUGGUCAAGGAGGUCCAAGAAGCACAUGCGAAGACCCAUAUAUCCGCAUAGCAACAAGGACAAAUGGAUAAGUUACAACAUUGCUCAUAUUACAAAGUUGUAAAUACAAUAUUUUUUUUCAUAAGGCACGGAAGACUGUCUGUAGCUAACACUUUCUUUUUACUAGAAGAUGACUGAAUGCUAUGAGUAAAUAGCCUUUAACAGUACCAAUUUGCUAAAUUCCAGAAAGUGGAUUUCCUAUUUUGUUCAUAUUUGUCUAAUUUAUACUAGCACUUAGAGGGACAGAUGUGGUUCUAGUACUAAUACUGUGAAAUACCAGCUAAAUCAGAGUCCCAAAAGUGUCAUUUUGAUUAAUUUAUAAGUACAUAGCUCCUUAAACUGAAUUGACAGUGGGAAGUGUAUACAAAUUCAGUUUUUAUCAUAGUCCUCAAUGGAAAUAGCGGUUACUGAAUAAUAUUCUUACAUUGUGACUUACUAAUAGUGCAAUGCAGGCAUAAUUUUUUCUAUAAAACAAGAGUGACUUAAAUUUUUUUUCCUCGUUAAAAGGAUGCUUCCAUGACUAGUCUAUUUGCAAAGGACAGACUUUGGAGAACUAGUACUUUGAGAGGAGUAGGAAAUCUAACAGCCUUAAAUGCCUUGUGGCUAAUAUUUGUAUAAGGUUGGACAGAUUACAUUAAAACAUUAACUUUAGUUAGCAGGGAAAGAAUUUACUUCACUUUCAAAAGCUGGGGCAAUAAAGACACCAGAAGCUCUGAGACUGUUCCUAUUUCUAGGUUGUGAAUAUGUGCAUCGAUACAUUUCUCACUACAUCCUUGACGCUUUAUUGGAAUCAACUGUGUAUGUACAGAAGGCUUGCAUAACACAGAUCUAUACAAAUUUACCUCAGUUCAGUAAUCUAGUGCCUUACCACAACCCAGCCACUUAAACAUUGUAGCAGUGGCUGUAAAGUAUCUUGUUGAUGUAAGUUCACCUUUUCCAGGGACAUUUUGUAUAUUUUUCACAUAAUACUGUAUAGAUCACCAGUAAGAAAAAUGGAGUUUGUUGGUGGAAGUAUUAUAGAUUAUGCUAUGUUAUAUUAUUUACAAACUCAAUACUAAUUGUCUUGAAAAUAAACUUUGCUUUUGA
Molecule: messenger RNA, 3313 nt
Organism: Malaclemys terrapin pileata
Lineage: Eukaryota; Metazoa; Chordata; Testudines; Emydidae
Product: transcriptional regulator QRICH1-like
Exons: 9
Coding region: 296-2239 (647 amino acids)
Source: RefSeq, a predicted model, not a curated record